Messenger RNA from Argentina anserina (silverweed cinquefoil), 1330 nucleotides. RefSeq names its product bifunctional UDP-glucose 4-epimerase and UDP-xylose 4-epimerase 1. Gene Ontology annotation, molecular function: UDP-glucose 4-epimerase activity. The record is from RefSeq and is a predicted model, not a curated record. Bases 61 to 1119 code for a protein of 352 amino acids. NCBI's taxonomy places the organism in Eukaryota, Viridiplantae, Streptophyta, Magnoliopsida, Rosales, Rosaceae. Gene Ontology annotation, cellular component: cytosol. Gene Ontology annotation, biological process: beta-D-galactose catabolic process via UDP-galactose, Leloir pathway. The transcript is spliced from 9 exons.
CGUAUCCCAAGUUUCUCUCAGCACUCCCGUGAUUUUCUCUCUCGAUCAAAAUUUUUGGUGAUGGGGUCGAUAGAGCAGACGAUUCUGGUGACCGGCGGCGCCGGGUUCAUCGGGAGCCACACGGCGGUGCAGCUGCUCAACGAGGGCUUCAGAGUCGUCGUAUUUGAUAAUCUUGAUAAUUCUUGUAUUGAAGCUGUUCAUCGGGUUCGCGACUUGGUCGGCCCCAAGCUCUCUCAGAAGCUUCAGUUUCAUCUGGGUGAUCUCAGAAAUAAGGAGGAGUUGGACAAGCUGUUUUCUCAGACCAAGUUCGAUGCUGUGAUCCAUUUUGCUGGCUUGAAAGCUGUAGGGGAGAGUGUGGCACACCCCCGCCGCUAUUUCGACAACAAUUUGAUUGGCACUCUUAAUCUUUAUGAUAUCAUGGCAAAAUACAAUUGCAAGAAGAUGGUUUUCUCUUCAUCUGCAACUGUUUAUGGCCAACCUGAAAAGAUUCCUUGUGUUGAAGAUUUUGACCUUGUAGCUCUGAAUCCAUAUGGCCGUACCAAGCUUUUUCUGGAGGAAAUUGCUCGAGAUAUUCACAGGGCAGAGCCGGAUUGGGGAAUUAUUCUUCUGAGAUAUUUCAACCCUGUGGGGGCUCAUGAGAGUGGUAAAAUUGGUGAAGAUCCUAAAGGCAUACCAAACAAUCUCAUGCCUUACAUACAGCAAGUAGCUGUUGGAAGAUUGCCUGAGCUUAAUGUUUAUGGUCAUGACUAUCCCACCAGGGAUGGUACUGCGAUCCGAGACUACAUUCAUGUGAUGGACUUAGCAGAUGGUCAUAUUGCUGCCCUUCAGAAGCUUUUUACUACAGAGAAUACAGGUUGUAUCGCCUACAACCUUGGAACUGGACAAGGUACAUCAGUGCUUGAGAUGGUCGCUGCCUUUGAAAAGGCUUCUGGCAAGAAAAUCCCUAUCAAACUAUGUCCAAGAAGGCCAGGAGAUGCUACUGCCGUUUAUGCGUCAACUGAGAAAGCUAGAAGGGAACUUGGGUGGAAGGAAAAAUAUGGAGUGGAGGAGAUGUGCAGAGACCAAUGGAACUGGGUGGUAAACAAUCCAUGGGGUUAUGCUGGCCAGUCCAAACCGUGAGUAAUUGCAUGUGUAUAUAUGCGCAGCACAUAGAAGUAGGACAAACCUGCUUCACUGCCUGAAUGAAUAAAGCAUACUAGGUUUCCUGCUCCAUAUGUUGAAAAACAUAAAUUUUUUCAUUUUCCUUAAUUUAGGAAUUGUCACUAUGAGAAUAAAAGUCCUCUACAAAUAUAGAAAAGAAAAUCAAGUCGUUUUUCGUUUAAUGGUUCCA